This is a messenger RNA of Leptinotarsa decemlineata (Colorado potato beetle), 3110 nucleotides long. It is a transcript of the gene Sec8, whose product is annotated as exocyst complex component secretory 8. Gene Ontology annotation, biological process: Golgi to plasma membrane transport; exocytosis; chemical synaptic transmission. Gene Ontology annotation, cellular component: growth cone membrane; exocyst; synapse. NCBI's taxonomy places the organism in Eukaryota, Metazoa, Arthropoda, Insecta, Coleoptera, Chrysomelidae. The record is from RefSeq and is a predicted model, not a curated record.
UAGACAACACUGAAAAUUUGAAUAUUAGGUUAUGUUUUAUAAUUUUGUUUUUAUACACCAAUUCUAUCAAUUUUCAAAGAUAAUGAAAUUAUCUAAUUAUAAAUACUACAUACUUACGUUUUAGGAUUUAGCGCAUUAGUGAUUUUGAAUAACGAUGACUAGUGGGAGUAUGUUUUCAACUUGGUGAUCCUAAAAUUUGUAUUCUGUCCACAAAAUGGAUCAGUCGCCUCCUUCUAAGCCACCAAGAGGGGUGAAGGCUGCUAAAGAAACUAGUGGUCUAUUAAUGUCAGUAAUUCGAACUCUAUCAGCUAGCGAAACUAAUGAGCAAAGAGACAGAGAGAAAGCAAAAUUAGAGAAUUAUUAUAAGAUAUGUGAUCAAAGAGUUGAUCAGCUUGUUUCCAAACAUGGGAAGGACCUUUCCAAGGUUAUGAAUUUAUUUGGAUCCAUUUCUCAAAUCGUCAUCUCAAACAGAGAAAGAAUAAAAAAAGUUAAGGAACAUCUUCAAGAUUGUAAAAAAAAGCUGAGGUGCAGAAAAGAUGAGCUGAAAAAUUUAUGGGUAGAAGGUUUGGAAUACAAAUAUAUGCUACAACUAGUGGAUGAAAUUGAAAAAAUGAACCAAGUUCCAAACCGUUUGUCAUAUCACAUGGGGCGUAAACAAUAUUUACAUGCUACUAUGCUUUUGGUGGAUGCCGUACACUUGGGAAAAGAAACCCUAGAAGGAGUAGAAAGCUUAAAAGAAUUAAGUUUAGAAUUGGAACAGAAAAAGGAGCAACUACACCUGCAACUUCUCUCAGAACUCAAACAGCAAUUGUAUACCAAACCAUCCCAACAUAUUUUAGCAUUGCGUAGACAGGGUUCUGGACGAGAAGGCUGGACAAUUAAUUCUCCUUUACAAAGAAGUCUAGAAUUGAGGAGAUCUGGAAGAAAUAGUUCAGCGGGCUCAAGAAGUUUGUUCAAUGUCUCAAGUGGAAAAAAUGGUACAUUGGAUUUUUCAGUUGAAGAAAACUUGGAAGUUUCAAAUCCAGAGGAUAAUCAUAGUAAUUUUAUUGCCGUUCUGGUGAAGAGCUUAUGUAUUUUGGAAAAAUUGCCUUUUGCUAUGAAUGAAAUAAUACAAGAAAUGCAUUUUGAAAUUUCACAAAUCAUUGAACGAACCACUAAUUACGUCAAAAAUGAUUUUGAUGGAUUGGAUGAAAGGCUAGUUUUAAAGGAGUUGAUACAAAUCAUAUUCGAUCAGUUAAAGGCAACAGCUGACUAUCAAUAUAUGUUUUUGAAGUGUGUAGAUAAGGCCAGUAAAGUGCAUAAUAUCGAAAUUGAUUCAUAUGAUAUCAACAUCUACUGGUCUCAAGUACAAGUGGUGGUAAGUGUUUCACUCAAUGAUCAAUAUUUUUUAAAUUUACAAAUAAUUAUGGAGAACUGCCUUUUACAUUAAAAUAUUACCAGUAUCAAUGAUAUUUCAGUUUAUUUUUCAAGGAGAAAACAAACAUCGAAACGACAUACACUAUUUAAAUUUGAAGGAUCAUCAAGUGCCCUUAGUUUAAGUGAUUCCCUAAAAUCUACAAAGAAAGACAAGUUUCUAAUUUGUCCUCCACAUCCAAAUAAUCUACUAGUAGUUUUUAUACCCUUCUUCUGUUUCAUAGAAGAAUUGGAACAAGCAAUGAAUAUAGAAAACUAUGGAAGUAGCAAUAUAUAUCAAUUUCUGACGAAACACGUUUCAAAUGUCUUUUUGAAGCGAAAAUCAGAUGAAAUUGUUGAUCAAAUUGAAUCAUGUACUAGAGCUGCAGAUGCAUGGAAAGCCACAAUAUUAUUAGAUCUCAGUGCUGACUACAAACCCCUGCUAGUGAGUACAGUAACUGUCGAAAGGUGCAUAAGGGAGUGGAAAGUGGUAUUGAAUUCUCUACCACUUUAUAGCGAGAGAAUAGCCGAAUACUCAUGUAAAGCUUUGAAAGAAUAUAAAGAUACCUGCAAUGCUGCAUACAGAGGAAUAGUUCAACCACACUCUGAAGAUAAAUGGAUAUGUAGUGCAGCUUGGCUCAAAGAUGAUGAUAUUAGCAGAUUCUUGAAAUCUUUGCCUAACUGGUUGAAUCUGAAAGCCCAACAGGAGUUUCAUGCUCGCAGUGAAAGGAGUAAAAGAACGUUGAAAAGAGGUCAACCAUCUGAAGAAGAAAGUCCAGAGGAUGUUCGGAUGAGGAAUAGAAGAGAAGCUGAGAUUUUAGCAAGUAAUCUUGGAGAAGGAGGUGUUUCAGCUGGAGAAAUUCUUUCUGAUAUGAACUCACUCAGGGAAUUAGCUCAGUUACAAGAGAGCAUGGAAUGGUUCUCUAUCAGAAUGUUUGAAUUUGCUAGUGACUUUAGAACUGAACCAUCAGGCCUCUCUCCACCGAAACAAGAUAUUAGCCAUAAUGAAUCUUCCCCGCCAGUGUCUGCUGCUACCUUGCAACAGUUAACAAGUGUUGCCCAAGAAUUUGAUGAAUUAGCAAACACGUGCCUUCUACUUCUUCAUUUAGAGGUUCGAGUUCAGUGUUUUCACUACUUGUUAACCCAAACUCAAAGUAAAAAAGAAACUCAUGAACCAGAUCCCAAAGUGCUGGAGUUGAACAGAGUACUAGCUAGUGUUGAUGAAGCUAUAACAUCAAGUUUACAUCCAAGAAAAUGCAAGUAUAUAUUUGAAGGAUUAGGACAUUUGAUAGCCAAAAUUCUAAUAAGUUCUGCCCAAUAUAUGAGUGCCAUAAAUGAAGGAGGAAUUCAACGAAUGUGUAGAAACAUAUUUGCUCUUCAACAAACGUUAACUAAUAUCACCAUGACUAGAGAGGUAGCACUGGACCAUGCGAGACAUUACUUUGAAUUAUUUUUUUUAACACCAGAGGAAAUUCUGAAUGGACUCGUUGAUAAGGGACCUGAAUUUUCAGAAUUGGAGUAUAUGAAUGCCUUUCAGCUACUAAACAGAAGUAAAUCCGGAAAUGAAUCAGAUUCGGUAUCAGUUCAUUUAGAAAGAUUAUCAGAUAUUCUUGGUGAGGUAGGUGUUACAGUAUAGAUUAAUAAGUAACAUGACAAUAUUAUUCAAUCAGUUUAUUAAAAAUUAUAAUUUAUAACUAAAUAUAACUUGUUAAUUUUUA